GCCACCAAUACAAACACAAAGUAAGGUUAGAUAAAACGUCAGUCGAUCAGUGAUUUCGUGUCGGGGAGUAUCUGCGGAGCGCGUCUUCAGUCGUCUGCGGACGUGUCAGUGUGCUGUGUUCGUCUGAGAGACAACGCUCGGUGAUUCGGGAUGACGAUCAAGAACGUUUGCUGUUUGGGGGCCGGUUACGUUGGGGGGCCGACGUGCAGCGUCAUCGCCUACAAGUGUCCCCACAUCAAAGUCACCGUUGCCGAUUUGAGUGUGGAGAGGAUUGCCCAGUGGAACUCGGACAAGUUGCCCAUUUACGAGCCUGGCUUGGACGAAAUCGUAAAACUGUGCAGGGGAAAAAACCUCUUCUUCAGCAAUGACGUCAAGAAAGCCAUCCUGGAAGCAGAACUAAUAUUUAUAUCUGUUAACACACCAACAAAAAACAUUGGCAAUGGAAAGGGAAGAGCCGCCGAUUUAACGUACGUAGAAGGUGCGGCAAGGAUGAUCGCCGAGAUAGCACAAAGCGACAAAAUCGUCGUGGAAAAGAGCACGGUGCCCGUACGUGCGGCCGACAGCAUAUUAAAAAUCCUCAGGGCCAAUCAAACGGCCGGAAUCACCUAUCAGAUUCUUUCCAAUCCCGAGUUUCUAGCCGAAGGCACAGCCAUCAAUGACCUGCUGAACGCCGACAGAGUGUUAAUCGGAGGUGAAGAAACUCCAGAAGGCCAGGCUGCCAUCGAAGAGCUGUGCGGGAUUUACGAGAACUGGAUACCGAGGUCAAAAAUCCUCACCACCAACACUUGGUCCUCGGAAUUGUCUAAACUUGCCGCCAAUGCCAUGCUGGCCCAAAGAAUAUCCAGCAUAAAUUCACUGUCAGCGGUGUGUGAAACGACUGGAGCUGACAUUUCGGAAGUGGCACGUGCAAUCGGUUAUGAUACGAGGAUAGGAUCCAAAUUUUUGCAGGCGUCUAUAGGUUUUGGUGGAAGCUGCUUCCAGAAGGACAUCCUCAACUUGGUGUACAUCUGCGAGUGCCUGAACCUCCCGGAGGUCGCCAAGUACUGGCAACAAGUAAUCGACAUGAACGAAUACCAGAAGUCACGGUUCACCCAAAAGGUAAUAGAGUCCCUCUUCAACACAGUCAGCGGCAAGAAAAUCUGCAUACUGGGCUUUGCCUUUAAAAAAAACACCGGCGACACCCGCGAAAGUCCCGCCAUUCACGUCGCCAAAACCCUGCUGGACGAAGGUGCUUCCAUAAACAUUUACGAUCCGAAGGUGGACGAGGCUCAGAUUUUCGACGACCUGACCCACCCGUCCGUCUGUGAAUCCCCCGAAAGGGUGCGCCAGUUCACGCACGUGUUCCAGGACGCGUACACCGCCACAAGCGGCUGUCACGCUAUCGUGGUCUGCACGGAAUGGGACGAGUUCAUUACGUUGGACUUCAACAAGAUUUACGACGGAAUGAUGAAGCCCAGCUACGUCUUCGACGGCAGGAAGAUCUUGGACCAUCAGAGUUUGAUUGAAAUCGGCUUCCACGUGCAGACUAUCGGCAAAAGAUUGGAGAGACAGCCGAUAACUAGGUGUUGGAGCGCCAGAACAAACUUGUGAAAUUUUAUCUGUAUUUUAUUGUAUCCGUACUUAAACGACUUUUUAUCUACGCAUUUUAUCCUUUUUAGCCAGUAUUUUAUUGUAUUUUUUAAGUAUUUUUAAAUAUAUAUAUAUA
Aethina tumida (small hive beetle) is the source of this 1705-nucleotide messenger RNA. It is a transcript of the gene sgl, whose product is annotated as UDP-glucose 6-dehydrogenase. Gene Ontology annotation, biological process: glycosaminoglycan biosynthetic process. NCBI's taxonomy places the organism in Eukaryota, Metazoa, Arthropoda, Insecta, Coleoptera, Nitidulidae. The transcript has 9 exons. The record is from RefSeq and is a predicted model, not a curated record. Gene Ontology annotation, molecular function: UDP-glucose 6-dehydrogenase activity; NAD binding. The coding region runs from base 151 to 1590 and encodes 479 amino acids. Gene Ontology annotation, cellular component: nucleus; cytosol.